Molecule: messenger RNA, 1025 nt
Organism: Vicugna pacos (alpaca)
Lineage: Eukaryota; Metazoa; Chordata; Mammalia; Artiodactyla; Camelidae
Product: olfactory receptor 52A5
Biological process (GO): G protein-coupled receptor signaling pathway
Cellular component (GO): plasma membrane
Molecular function (GO): olfactory receptor activity; G protein-coupled receptor activity
Source: RefSeq, a predicted model, not a curated record
AUGCUCAUAUUCAAUGGCUCUGUCUUCAUGCCUUCUGUACUAACGCUCGUCGGGAUUCCUGGACUGGAGUCAGUGCAGUGUUGGAUCGGGAUUCCAUUCUGUGCCAUGUACCUUAUUGCUGUAAUUGGGAAUUCCCUAAUUUUAGUUAUAAUCAAAUAUGAAAACAGCCUCCAUAGUCCUAUGUACAUUUUUUUGGCCAUGUUGGGGGCCACAGACAUUGCACUUAGUACCUGCAUUCUCCCCAAAAUGUUAGGCAUCUUCUGGUUUCAUGUGCCAGAGAUUUCUUUUGAAGCCUGUCUUCUCCAAAUGUGGUUUAUUCACUCAUUCCAGGCAAUUGAAUCAGGUGUCCUGCUGGCGAUGGCUCUAGAUCGCUAUGUGGCCAUCUGUAACCCCUUGAGACAUGCUACUGUCUUCUCUCGACAACUCUUGGCUCACAUUGGAGUUGGGGUGAUACUCAGGGCUGCUAUUCUUACAGUACCAUCCAUAGUGCUUAUCAAAUGUCAUCUUAAACACUACCGAACUACCAUCAUCUCCCACUCCUAUUGUGAGCACAUGGCCCUUGUGAAGCUGGCUACUGAAGAUGUCCAGAUCAACAAGAUAUAUGGUCUUUUUGUUGCCUUCACUAUCUUAGGGUUUGACAUAAUUUUUAUCACUUUGUCUUAUGUUCAAAUCUUUAUCACUGUCUUUCAACUGCCCCAGAAGGAGGCACGAAUCAAAGCCUUUAAUACAUGCAUAGCCCACAUCUGUGUCUUCCUACAGUUCUAUCUCCUUGCCUUCUUCUCUUUCUUCACACAUAGGUUUGGUUCUCACAUUCCACCCUAUGUUCAUAUCCUUUUAUCUAACCUUUACCUGCUAGUCCCACCUUUUCUCAAUCCUAUUGUUUAUGGAGUGAAGACUAAACAAAUUCGCGAUCAUGUCCUGAAAAUGUUCCUCUCCAAAAGACAUCUUGAUCAUUAGUGACUCCUUCUAUAGAAAUUUUAGGUUGGUUCAAAGUUCAACCUGAAUAUGAUGAAAAGCUAUAACUU